GUAUGUUUAACAUAGGGCGUGUGUUAGCAGUUCGGAUAGUGUUGACAAUGAGGCUCUAACAGCUGUUGUAUUUCUUUGUUUAGUAGGUGGCGGAAGAUGUGUAACGGUAGUUUCUUAAUAUAAGGGAGGCAAUUAACUAGCCCGGAAAAAAUAUUUAAGACAAAGACUUUAACUAUGGAGGAAAAGAAGGAAGAAGGAGAAGCUAAAAUUCAAGAGCACGGCCCGGAGCACUGGUUCACCAAAUGGGAACGACAGUGCUUAGCAGAAGCUGAACAGGACACUCCGAGCGAAGAAGAGACGGAACAAAGUCAGCAAAAGCUGUGGCACCUUUUUCAGAACUCGGCCACGGCUGUAGCACAGCUCUACAAAGACCGUGUAUGUCAGCAGCAAGGCCUCUCCCUUUGGGUGCCCUUUCAGAACGCAGCUACAGCUGUCACUAACCUAUAUAAAGAGAGUAAUGAAGCCCACCAACGGAGUUAUGACCUGGGAGUUCAUUUAGGCCACCAGCGCAGGAAUAAAGAGGUGAUUGCAUGGUUGAAGAAACGUCGGAGAACAAUCAGACGAGAAGAACUUAUUAGUUUCCUGUGUGGCAAAGUUCCACCUCAGCGGACAACUCGUGCGCCACCCAUAGUUGCUAUGGUGUCUGCAAGUCGACCACCGCCACCCGAGUCAGACAGCUCUGUGGAGACGGACCUGCAGCCCUUCAGAGAGGCAAUCGCCUUGCACGGCCUUAGUGGUGCCAUGGCCAGCAUUUCUGUGCGCUCUGGUCCUCCUGGUUCUCCAACACACCCUGCCCAGUCUCUUGGUCGACGUAGGAACGGUCUUCACGACGUAGACCUUAACACCUUCAUUGCCGAGGAGAUGGCACUUCAUUUAGAUCCCGCUGCCAGUCGCAAGCGAGGCUCUGCGCCCUGCAGCGACGUCAUCACAGACUCACCCACUCAUAAACGUAACAGGAUGCUCUGAACUUUUCGAACAACCGCGACUCCUCAGCUGUCUUCUCCUCGGUGGCCGACUGGACAGGUGACGAGGACUGAUGCCUUGGCCAACCAUUUAAACAUCUUCCUGUUUUAGUUGCAAUGUUACAAAUAAAGGAAAGCUUUUGAAUGUUAUCAGCCUGCAUAUUUAGCCCCUUCUUUAUCACUGCCAUUUUUUCUCAAUAGGAACCAUGUUGCUCUUUCUUUGCAUGUUAAAGCUUUGUUUAAUUUUAAUUUUGUUUCCCCUUAAUUACACCACACAUUUUAAACCUUAAAUUUCGAAGUAAAGAAUUUAGCUUUAUUUGUUUCAAUUUUUUGUGCUCUCAUGCCCACUGUUUGCAGUUUUCCUCCCCCUUUCUUUAAGCGUGCAUAACAAUUUCUGGUGUGCAGGCCAAACCAGAUUGGACUAAAAUUUGAACUCCUGAUGUUUGGCUUAACUUCACGCAUCUGAACACGUGGAUCUUAUUCUGCUGCUGUUGUGCGUUUGCAUAUCUCACAGCAAAACUGCCACUAAAUGUCUUCGCCUUUGAGAAAGCUGCAACAGUAUCUCUGGUUGUGAUGCAACCGUGUGUGCGCGUGCGUGUGUGUGUGUGAGAUUAUGGGAUGGAUUUGUUCCAAACUUUAUUAACCUCACUUUUAUUUACUUACCUUUACAAUAAAAUACUAGUGCUGUUAUAUCAAGUUUACAAAUCUACAGACGAGCACAUUUUCUUUUCAGCCUUCAAAUACAGCACUGUUCUUGAUAGCGAUGCAAACCGAGUGUUUGAAAACCUGCAUUUGAUCUGCUUAAUGUUUACACUUGACCUAUUAAAAUGAUCCUAGACUCAUGCAUUGCCAUCGUUCAGUGUAUUUUCAGCUUUAAAUUUAGAAGGGGCCGGUGGCUGUGAGAUUAUAUUUUGUUUAUCCAGCUCAUGGGUUAUGGAGUGUGUUAGUUCAGCAAAACUCUUUGUUUUUGCUAAUAUCACACCGUUUUGUGAUACAAUCUUGUGUAAGUGUGUAAAUAAUAUGUAGGUGCUGUAACGUGGUACUUAUUGUAAAAAGAAGUGCUAAUCCAUGGGAAUGUCCUUGUACAUUGAUUCGGAAAUUAAAGACUACAAAUGUUAA
Nematolebias whitei (Rio pearlfish) is the source of this 2081-nucleotide messenger RNA. It is a transcript of the gene hapstr1b, whose product is annotated as UPF0472 protein C16orf72 homolog. The record is from RefSeq and is a predicted model, not a curated record. Bases 175 to 966 code for a protein of 263 amino acids. NCBI's taxonomy places the organism in Eukaryota, Metazoa, Chordata, Actinopteri, Cyprinodontiformes, Rivulidae. The transcript has 4 exons.